Molecule: messenger RNA, 2375 nt
Organism: Capsella rubella
Lineage: Eukaryota; Viridiplantae; Streptophyta; Magnoliopsida; Brassicales; Brassicaceae
Product: CDPK-related kinase 1
Exons: 11
Coding region: 385-2115 (576 amino acids)
Biological process (GO): peptidyl-serine phosphorylation; protein autophosphorylation; intracellular signal transduction
Cellular component (GO): cytoplasm; nucleus
Molecular function (GO): calcium/calmodulin-dependent protein kinase activity; calcium-dependent protein serine/threonine kinase activity; calmodulin binding
Source: RefSeq, a predicted model, not a curated record
GCUAAAAAAGCAUCUUCUUCUUCCUUUUUCCUUUUUUUCCAUUCUUAACACUUUGCUUUUGCUUAUUCAAGUUUCUUUUUUACUUAUUUAGCUUUUGCUUCUGAUUGUAACCAAACUCGCUUCUCUCCUUCUCCUUCUUACUCUUUGCGUGUGGUUUAUCUUCCUCUAUAGUAAUCUCUCGCAUUAAUCCUAUCUCAUUUCUCAAACUUUUUGCUUAAUUCAAUCUCCUCCUCCUUCUCUGCUUUCUGGGUUUAUUCGAGUCUCGAGUUCUGUGAUUACUUGUUCUCUUUCCCGGGAAAAUUAUCACCCACAUGAAUCUGCUUCAUUAACUAAACUUAUAAUCUUCACAAAGUUUCAAGCUUUCGUUUUGAAAAUUCACAAUUCAUGGGGAUCUGUCAUGGUAAACCCAUCGAGCAACAAUCAAAAAGCCUCCCAGUUUCCGGCGAAACUGAUGAAGCUCCGACGAAUUCUCAGCCGGCGGCGAAAUCCUCUGGCUUUCCGUUUUACAGCCCUAGCCCUGUUCCUAGCUUAUUCAAAUCCUCACCUUCCAUAUCAUCAAGCGUGAGCUCAACGCCUCUUCGUAUCUUCAAGAGACCUUUCCCUCCUCCUUCUCCUGCUAAGCACAUACGAGCUUUUCUCGCGCGUCGUUACGGCUCUAUCAAGCCUAACGAGGCCUCGAUUCCUGAAGGUAAAGAAUGUGAGAUCGGUCUCGAUAAGAGAUUUGGGUUUUCGAAACAGUUUGCUUCACACUAUGAGAUUGAUGGCGAGGUGGGUCGUGGACAUUUUGGGUAUACUUGCUCUGCUAAGGGUAAAAAAGGCAGCUUGAAAGGUCAAGAAGUUGCUGUUAAAGUUAUUCCUAAAUCUAAGAUGACAACUGCAAUUGCAAUUGAGGAUGUUAGUAGAGAAGUGAAGAUAUUGCGGGCGUUGACUGGUCACAAGAACCUAGUCCAGUUCUAUGAUGCGUUUGAAGAUGAUGAAAAUGUUUACAUUGUCAUGGAAUUAUGCAAAGGUGGUGAGCUUUUGGACAAAAUCCUUCAAAGGGGUGGAAAAUACUCAGAAGAUGAUGCUAAAAAAGUUAUGGUUCAGAUUCUCAGUGUUGUGGCUUACUGUCAUCUGCAAGGUGUGGUUCACCGUGACCUUAAACCCGAGAACUUUCUGUUCACUACGAAAGAUGAGACGUCUCCUCUAAAAGCAAUUGAUUUUGGUCUUUCUGAUUACGUCAAGCCAGACGAGAGGUUGAAUGAUAUUGUAGGAAGUGCCUACUAUGUGGCCCCGGAAGUUUUACACCGUACAUAUGGGACAGAAGCUGACAUGUGGAGUAUUGGAGUGAUUGCUUAUAUUCUUCUCUGCGGCAGUCGGCCCUUUUGGGCCCGUACUGAAUCCGGAAUCUUUCGAGCCGUCCUAAAGGCAGAACCCAAUUUUGAAGAAGCUCCUUGGCCGUCUUUAUCACCUGACGCUGUAGAUUUUGUGAAAAGAUUGCUAAACAAAGAUUACCGUAAAAGACUAACUGCGGCCCAGGCUUUGUGUCACCCCUGGCUGGUUGGCUCGCAUGAACUAAAUAUUCCAUCUGAUAUGAUCAUAUACAAGCUUGUAAAAGUGUACAUUAUGUCAACUUCCUUGAGAAAGUCAGCUUUAGCGGCUCUUGCCAAGACAUUAACUGUACCGCAGUUAGCUUAUCUGCGGGAGCAAUUUACAUUGUUGGGGCCAAGCAAGAAUGGAUAUAUCUCGAUGCAGAAUUACAAAACAGCAAUCCUGAAGAGCGCAACAGAUGCUACGAAGGAUUCACGAGUCUUAGAUUUUGUUCAUAUGAUAAGUUGUCUUCAAUACAAGAAACUAGACUUUGAAGAGUUUUGUGCUUCAGCAUUAAGCGUUUAUCAGCUCGAAGCAAUGGAAACAUGGGAGCAACACGCAAGGCGUGCUUACGAGUUGUUUGAGAAGGACGGGAAUAGACCCAUCAUGAUUGAAGAACUUGCAUCGGAACUCGGACUUGGGCCAUCAGUACCGGUGCAUGUUGUUCUUCAGGAUUGGAUAAGACAUUCGGAUGGCAAACUUAGCUUCUUGGGCUUUGUCAGAUUACUACAUGGCGUGUCUUCUCGGACAUUACAGAAAGCUUAGAGCAAAACCACAUUGUUAGUUGAGAAAAGAUGCAACUAGGUGUAUUCUGGCUUCUUCUUUCUUCCAUUUCUUGAUAGUGUUUUUAGCUUCUUUUUUUUCUUGUUUCUCUAAUCAUGGGUAAGCAUUUGAGUCAAAGAUUCGAUAUUUGUGUCUGUGAGUGUCUCUGUGUGUGGUGGGAAGAAAAAAAAAGUCUACGAAAAAAAGGAAUGUACAGAAUCAGACAUAUCCAUAUUAUCUCCUUAAAUUCAUUGAUGUCUACC